Molecule: messenger RNA, 1017 nt
Organism: Mya arenaria
Lineage: Eukaryota; Metazoa; Mollusca; Bivalvia; Myida; Myidae
Product: putative nuclease HARBI1
Exons: 6
Coding region: 1-1017 (338 amino acids)
Source: RefSeq, a predicted model, not a curated record
AUGGCCGACCUUGACAUAGUGAACGCUAGGCGACCUCGACAAUUUCGCAGGAUAGAUAGACAAACGGACGAAGACAACGACGAGGAAGUACGUAAACGGUAUAGAUUCACUCCGCACAACAUAGACAGAUUGGAACGACUGAUAGGCCACAGACUUGAGCGACCGACUCGCAGAAAUCAACCCUUGACACCACGGCAACAGAUUAUGAUUGCUUUACGUUUUUACGCCACUGGGAAUUUUUUACAAGUAAUAGGGGAUACAUUUGGGGUAGAUGUUGCCACGGUUUCAAGGGUUGUAACUGCAGUGACCGACUGUAUUUUUGACAUGAAGGACAGCGCGAUUCAAUUUCCGACGACAGACAGACAUAGACACAGGACUAAGACUGGAUUUUAUGCCAUAAGGGGAUUCCCGUCUGUGAUAUCAGCGGUAGACGGAACGCACGUAAGAAUACAAACGCCCAGUGAUGACGAGGAGCAGUAUGUCAAUAGAAAACAUUUUCACAGCAUUAACGUGCAAGCCAGCUGCGACCAUAGAGGCGUAUUUACAAGCAUAAAUGCCAUCUGGCCGGGCAGUACGCACGAUGCCCAUGUAUUUAGGACCUCGGAAUUGUUCCACUUCAUGGAAACACAUCAUCAUGGCCUUGAAGAUGGCAUACUGCUAGGGGACAGUGCCUACCCUUGCAAGCCUUACAUGCUCACCCCAUACCUGCACCCAGCAAAUGAAGCACAGCAACAUUUCAAUGAUGCGCAUUGCUCCACAAGAAAUGUUAUAGAAAGAGCCUUUGGUGUAUUGAAGAGGCGAUUUCAUAUACUAGAUACAGAGAUCCGGAUGAAGCCACUGAAAGUAAGUAAGAUUGUGGUAUGUUGUGUUGUAUUACACAACCUUGCAAAGCUGUGGGGAGAACCCGAAGAAUUUCCGCUAGAGGAUGACCAGCAGCCCCCUACUGUUCUGAACCAUGACGAUGACAUAUCCGGAAAGGCAGUUCGGGAGUACAUUACAAUGCAAUACUUCAGUUGA